Messenger RNA from Medioppia subpectinata, 1612 nucleotides. The record is from the annotation of a GenBank genome assembly. NCBI's taxonomy places the organism in Eukaryota, Metazoa, Arthropoda, Arachnida, Sarcoptiformes, Oppiidae.
CGGACAUUUGUCGCUAUCAUUAGUGAAUCCAUCGAAGAAUACAAGAACUAAACGAGAUGUUAAUCAAAAUGAAGAAAUUGAAAAUUACCUGAAAAUUCGCACAAAAUAUUCACUGACAAUGACCAAAAGAAUAACAAAGAGAUCGACAGAUGAAAAGGAAAAGUUGGAAACUUUGAUGGAAAUGGAGUCUAAACUAAAUUUAAAAGGAGAGACAAUUGUUUCAGAAUCGACAGCAGCCCUGAAUCUGGAAGUGAUGCUCAACGAAGACAAAUCCAGUUCUUCAACUAAAUAUCUCAUCAAUGCUAACAUUAAUGACAAGAAAGUUACAGAAGUUUGCGGCCAAAAGUUGUCUUUAAAAAACAAACAAUGCUUUGAUUUGCUUAUAAUUUUAGUGCAAUCGCAGUCAAGUAUAGCUCAAACUCUGCUAAUCAAUGGAUUCAAAACGGAAAAUACUAUUGAUGUCAAAAAUGAAUUUCUCAAACUUUUGGUUCAGUCACCGAAUCCACAGAAUUGGUUAAUAAAUGAUUUGAUGGAUAUAAUGAGAGCUGAGAGUAGCACUAAUAUUGAGGGCAUCUUAUUGUUAGCUAUCAGUAAUUUAGGAUAUCAUUCAAAAUCAAUAGACAUUCAGAAUAAGAUUUCGGAUAUUUUGAGACAUAGAUUGCAUGAAUUGGACUGUAAUUCAGAAGAAGACUCGUCUAUACUCGUGGACACAUUGGAGGCCAUUGGAAAUCUUGGCCACAAUUCGACCAUUCCUUACAGCAUUAGGUUUGGCGACUCUUGUCUCCAAUCGGAUUCAAUAAGAGUGGCCGCCAUUCACUCGUGUCGACGACUUUUACUUCAUCCUGAAGUCCAAAAAUGGUUCCUUAAGUUACUUAAAGAGCCGACAAAUUCAUGUGUUAUUAAACAAGAAGUGGUGAAUGCGUUGAUUGAAGACAUAAACGCUAUCGAAAUGAGUGGUCAUUCGAGCCAUUGGCCAAAAGUUGAUUUCAAUGAAAUCGAUAAUAUUUUAAGCGAGAAUUUAAUUCAGAUUAAACACAACCAAUGCUUUCAAGAAAAUAUAAUCAGAUAUUUUGAGCGCAAAAGUAAUGCUAAAGCGAAGGCUGUCCUAAAGAAAGCUAAAAGGAUUCGUUCAAAACGAGCCGUUUUCGACAGUUUUUGGACCGAAAGUUAUUGCAAAGAAUGGGUUCCAGAGGAAGGCAAGAAAGAGGGCCCAAAUCCUACGGCAAGCGAUGCGGCGGUUAUUAUAUCCGAUCGGAUACGAGAAUCAGAAGACACGGAAUCAAACGUAUAUCUUAAGCGCAGAAAAUGUUCGGCCACUAAAACGUUUGGACCAAAUCAGGCGCAGGCGGUCUUCAGGGCUGACAUAGUGAACGACGCGUCCGGUUCUAUGGAUAAUCCCGACUAUAAACUGAUGGCACAGUUUGUCGCCGGCACUCACUUUCUCGGCAAAGAUAUAGACGUCGGCAAAAUGUAUGUUUACCACAAGAAGGACUCCUCCAGAGCCUAUGUCAACGUAUUUGGCAACACAUUAGUGGACACAUCGGCCAGCAAUUGCAACGGCACUACAGUUCAGCCAUAUCUCACUUCUAAUUACUUCCCGAUCUAUGAUUUC